CCUGUAUAAACAAGGGAAGAGUAACAAUUCCAACAGCAUCCUUGUGAGUCUCAGUGCUGCGUUGUUGCAGAUGAACACUGCAUUUCUACUCAAUGUGGCGAUCUCCCCCUACACCAGAGAAGGGGUCACAUGCCGGUUUCUUGCAGUCAUCACGCACUACUACCUCCUGUGCUGCUUCUGCUGGAUGGGGAUUGAAGGGUUCCAACUGUACCUCUUAACCAUUCGAAUUUAUAACACGUAUAUAAAGCACUUUAUUCUGAAACUAUCGCUUAUUGGCUGGGGGGUUCCUGCCAUGGUGGUAAUCGUGACUUCUUUAAUUAAAUCUUCAGUGUAUGGAUACACAAACAACAGUUUACCUCAGUGCUGGAUAAAAACACAGACCCACCGUUAUAUCACAAUCUCUGGCUUCUUUGGAGUUAUUUUCUUGUUCAAUUUGAUUAUCCUGGCUGUGGUAUGCUACAAAAUAUUCCAGAUAAAAAGUUCUGCUCCUCAAAAUGAAGUCCAGCCAACAAGAUGGAAGGAGGUGUGCACUAUUCUUGCUCUAUCUUGUCUUUUAGGGUCAACGUGGGCAGUGGUGUUUAUCUUGGAGAACCUUCGUGAACCAUUUACUCUGUACUUCUUCUCCACCCUAAAUUCCUUACAAGGUUUUUUCAUCUUCCUUUGGUUCUGUGCCAUGAAUUGCCCCAGUAAAGCAAAAGAGACAAAGCAAGAAGGAAAAGUGACUCUCUCUGCAGCUGUAGUGACAAUCUCCAGUUCUCAGUAGUGGCAGUGUAUCAGACAUGGUCAUGUAUCACAAGACAAAUUUGUCAUAUGCAUUAAGAUAUCUGUAACCAUCUUUAUGUUUGAGAUGUUGUGAAGUUUUCUUCACUAUCGUUGGUUUUACGUGGAGAUGUUAUAAUAAUUGCAGAGUUCAAAGAACUAGUAAUGCAGUGAACCCUAAUUUAUUUUGUACAAACAUACUAAUUACAAUCACUACCUACAUUAGUGAAGUCUAUAUGGAUAAAUUGCCCAUGAUGUAAUAUACCCUUAAGUGUAGAAAAUGAAUAUAAAGUCUUCAGCAAAACCAACAGUCCAUUCAAACUUCACUUUUAUGGUAAUAGCUUCAUAGUUAGUUAUUGAACUCUGUUAAUUGCUGUAAUGAACAGUAUUUCUGUAUAUUGCAACACAAAUCCAACCCCGUGUAUUGCUUGUAUGAUUGAAUUAAUUUUUCUUGAAUUUAAGAUAAGUUUGUAUGCAUAUCCAUCAUUGUUUGUAGUAUGAUGUAAUGAGAAUUAACUCUGUCUACUGUAGAUUGCAGUGUGGAUGCAAAUGUGAAUUUCAUUUUACUCCUUUUGUCUUACCAGAGGUGUUGCUGUCUCUGUAUUCUGUCUGUAGGUUAUGUGUAUAUAUUUCUCAUUUGCAGCUUUUCUCCAAAGCCUGCUCUGAAAAGGGGUUCUAGUGCCCAGUCAGACUUUCCUAGUAAUCAAAUACAAUAAAUAACAUAAAUAAAUAAAUAAAUAAAUAUUAAGGAUGCAGUCCUGGAAAGAGGAGACUAAGCUACUUUCCCCAACUGCAACAGAGUAUUGUCUGGUUAGGUGACUUACUUAGAGUCCUAUAAAUGGAUACUGUGGGAGUCAGGCACUUGACUACAGGAUGCUGGUCAUUAACAGCUCAUAAUUAGUCCUCUGCACUAACUGCCGGACUACCUCAUUUUCUUUUUUCUGCUAAGAUACUCAGUGGUAAUGAAUUAAUCAGGGCAGCCCAAGCUUUUGUUUCAUACUGCAGGAUCGCCAAGUGUUUUCAGUCCAAACAAAAUAUAUGGUACCUCCACCAUGUCCUGGUUCGGUCUGGGAAAAAUAUUUGAGGAGCAGCCAGAUGAGGCCUCUAUGUAAGAUGUCAGAAGCACCAUAAAUUUUAUUUCGAAAUUUUUAACUGAGGCAGAGCACUGAUCCCAUUUGACCGAUUUAAGUCUCAGCCCGGGGAAAACACAAUAGAUACAUGACAUUAUAUGCAGAGAAAAUGACAAAAUGAAAUAUAUACAUAUAUUAUACACACGGUAAAUAUCAUAAUUGGCUUGAGAGUAUAAAAGCAAUAGAUAAAUGACAUUAUAUAGAGAGUGACCAAAAAACAGUAUAUGCAUAUACAUCGAAUCCUAGUUUGGGGGGAUUGGAGGAGGGAUAUGACUGGUUAAGAUCUCUAAGGUUGUUAAAUUCGUGCAUUUCAGAAUAGUGUGGAAGCUACUCAAUGGAAGGCAUCUUUCAUGAUAUGUUUAAAUAGUUGAGAGGCAAGUAGAAAGUCAGCACUUUGUUUCACAGGUAGCCAGUUAAC
Molecule: messenger RNA, 2307 nt
Organism: Protopterus annectens (West African lungfish)
Lineage: Eukaryota; Metazoa; Chordata; Ceratodontiformes; Protopteridae
Product: adhesion G protein-coupled receptor G3-like
Exons: 4
Coding region: 71-763 (230 amino acids)
Biological process (GO): cell surface receptor signaling pathway; adenylate cyclase-activating G protein-coupled receptor signaling pathway
Cellular component (GO): membrane
Molecular function (GO): G protein-coupled receptor activity
Source: RefSeq, a predicted model, not a curated record